CUCCCUCAUCGCCGCCGACACCUUCCCUCCCUUUCUGGAUGGAGAAGCCUGCCUCUUUGGCUUGCACAGGCCUCUUUGGCUCAGGGGGACCCGCAGGAGGCGCCCAGGUGCAGUUUGCAAAGGGAGAAGUUCUUCUUGCCGGCCGUGUAGGCAGCCAGCCCCUGUGUAACACUGCUGCACCACCAAUUCCUAGCAGUCCAGUCUGGACGCCUUUCUGGAUGACCUAAGAUGAUGGGCCUGAAAGAAAAGGCUUUAGAUGUUUCCCUUUGCAACGCUUCUAGUUAAGAGGUACAAUCCAGAUCUGAGUCUGCGCCCUUGAUGGUGAAACAUGCCUGGAGAAGGAGGCGCACUAGCCACCAUGGACCUGCGGUUUCAGAACGUCUUCAUCCAUGACUUGCCUGUGGGAAGUAAAAUGGAGGAGGCAGAAGCACCAGGUUUAAUAAAUGGAGAGGGGACAGGGCGAGGAGAAAAAGGCUGCCAUUUUGUUCCGGCUGGGACCACCAAAGGGCCUUCAAAAUGGAGGCCACCGCCACAGAUUAAACAGGAGCCAGAAGAGGGGCUGGCCCAGCACUGGGAAGUCCAAUGGCAGGAGUUUUUGAAGGCAUUGCAGCCCCACCCAGCACGAUGGGGUGACCCACAACUGCAAUGUGGCAAUGACGCCAAUGUCUUGUCUCUGAUCUCCUUGGAGGGAGAGGCUGAAAUCCACCCUAGGGCAGAGGCGGCAGCCCAGACCUCACUAGGGCUCAAUGGAGAAGUCAAAAAGACGUUCAAGAGUCUGGGUGCUGCAGAUGGCAUGGGUUGCAAGGUCACAGAGGAACAUGGCGUGGCUGAAGACGAUAUCAGUGCUCAGAUCCAGCGCAAGCGGUUCAGGCAUUUCCGCUACCGAGAGACGGAGGGACCUCGAGAGGUCUGCAGCCACCUCCGGGAACUUUGCUCUCGGUGGCUGAAGCCGGAGAAAUGUACCAAAGAGCAGAUGUUGGAGCUGGUGAUCCUGGAGCAGUUCUUGGCCAUCCUGCCCCAGGAACUGCAGAGCUGGGUGGAGGAAGGGAGCCCAGAGACUUGUGCCCAGGCGGUGGCCCUGGCAGAAGAUUUCUUGCAGAGUCAAGAGGAGCUUAAAGAGGGAUGGGAACAGGAGGUACUGCUGGGGUCAUCAGAAGAGGAAGAGAGGGAAGCUGCUGUUGAGUUUCUAUCAUUGGCCAUUGAACCAGGACAUCUGUGGAAAGGGGUCAAAGAGGAGGAGGAGGAGGAUCCCAGACUGCUCACAGCCAGUAGGACAACAAUGCCUCUGAUGCAUUCUGGGUCAUCCCCAAUUCAUGCUGCUCUAAAGCCAGCUCAGAGCCUUGUGACUUUUGAGGAGGUGGCUGUGUAUUUUACCGAGGAGGAGUGGGCCCUGUUGGAUCCAGGCCAAAGGGCUCUGUACAGGGAAGUGAUGCUGGAGAAUUAUGGGAAUAUGGCCUCGCUGGGAUUUUUGACUCCUGAACUGGACUUCAUCCCCUGGCUCGAAGGCGGAGAAGGUAUAUUCAUCCAGAACUCGGAGAAAACAGAAAGGGAGACUACUGCAGUAGAUGAUGUGACUGUGAAUAAGAUCAAGGAAGAAAACCUUCAGGAGCAGGAAGACUCCAAGUCAGGCGAAACCCCUGAGAUGUUCCCAGGGCAGUCGCAAGAGGAUGUCCUGUUGCCAACGCAGGCCUAUGAAAGUGACGGCACAGCCAGUGACACCGAGGAGGGAGCAACACAGCAAGAAGCUUCUGAGUCAGCGGGAUCUCUUGGGACUUUACAAGGAGGCUCCCGAGGGGACAUUUCCGUGAAGGCCGAGCCCUGCGAUCAGGGCUAUGAGUCAGACAGGCAGCAGUGGCACCAGGCCAUGAGGAUGUGGGGGAUCUCCAUCCAGAAAGUGGAAGAAAACGUCACUGCGGAGAACAUCAGCAUUGUCCAUGUGGGGGAGGAGAGCCACAUGUGCCGCAAGUGCGGGCAGACCUUUGAGCACCAGUCAGGCCUGAUCGUGCACCAGAUGAUUCAUACAGCGGAGAGGCCUUACGAGUGCCUGGAGUGUGGGAAGAGCUUCUGCCAAAGGGAGAACCUGCUCGCGCACCAACGGAUCCACUUGGGGGAGAGGCCUUAUGAAUGCCUGCAGUGCGGGAAGCACUUCAGCACCAGGUCCCAUCUCAUCACCCACCAGAGAAUCCACACUGGCGAGAAGCCAUACAAGUGCCUUCACUGUGCCAAAAGCUUCAGCAACAAGUCCUCGCUGGUGACGCACCAGAGAAUCCACACGGGAGAGAAGCCCUACGAAUGCCCAGAGUGCGGCAAAAGCUUUUGCCAGAGCGGGCAGCUGAUCAGACACCAGAGAAUCCACACAGGGGAGAAGCCCUACGCAUGCCCACAGUGUGGGAAAUGUUUCUGCCAGAGAGGGCAGCUGAUCAGACACCAGCGCAUGCACACGGGAGAGAAACCUUAUGAAUGUCUCCAGUGUGGGAAGAACUUCAGCAGGAAAUCCUAUCUGGAUAUCCACCUGCGAAUGCACACAGGAGAGAAGCCCUACGAGUGCCCAGAGUGUGGGAAAAGCUUCUGUCAGAGUGCCCAGCUGAUCCGACACCAGAGAAUCCACACAGGAGAGAAACCGUUUGCCUGUUCCGAGUGUGGGAAAAGCUUCUUCCAGAAAGAAAAGCUGGUAAGACAUCAGCGGACUCAUGUGGAAGGGAAACCAUAUGAAUGCCCCGAAUGUAGGAAAACCUUCCUGCGAAAAGAUAAGUUCAUUCAUCACCAGAAAACUCACACUGGUCUGGAAACAUUAUGAAUGUUUCCAUUUAAAAGAAGAAGAAGAAGCAGCAGCGAGUUAAGUUGGGCAAGACACACCUUGUUACUCCAGGAUUGCUGCAGCAGCUGAGGCCUUCCCUACUUCAAGGGAAAAAGUUGAGAGAAAACUAUGAACAUCUUUGUCGGAUCACUGCCAGUUCAAUCUAGUCCGACAUCCUGUUUCAAGCAGUGCUCACUCAGAUCCUUUUGGAAGCUUGCAAGCAUGAAGCCAAUGGCCAUUUCCCAUCAAAUCUUCUGACCGGUUGGGAGAAUAUUCUGCAUGCAUCAGGCUUAACGUGUUAGACCCUAAAAUAGCAAGUCCUAGAAAUGAUAGUCUGAAUUGGCAUGGAAGGAGGCCUCCUCUUGUUCAUGCUAAAGUGGAAAGACAGAUCUUUGUUCUGACUGAAAGUGAGUAUAAAACAUCAUCCAGAAUGAUUUAAUGUAAGCAACUUGCUCCAGGUUGGAUAGAUAUGCCAGAGAGCGACUUCCAGAAUCUCCCGGUUCAUGAGUCUGUCUUGGAGCUGCGAGCACAUAUGGAAUCCACGCUGGCACCAUGUUUUCCCAACAUGCAGAUAUGACAGUAGGUUCUCUGGAGGGCUUCUGUGUCUUGAAACUAAUGAGGGCUGAGUUAUAAUUUUCACCUGGUUCUAAGGAAUGAGGUGUCCACGGAAAAGACAUUCAAGAAAUGUACUGAAAUGUGGAAAGUUUCAUUUAGUGACGUUUGGAACUCUCUCUGCCAUCAUUUCCCCGCAACCAUUUAUGUUGCUGAUGCCAGCCCCACUAGUGACUCCAUUUCCUGUGGCUCUGCUUCCUUCAAGAGAAGCGCUCUGUCAGCCAGGUCUGGGGCCAUAGUUCAGUGGUAGAGAAUCUGCUCAGCAAGCAGAAGGCCCCAACUUAAAUCUCUGGCAGCAUCUCCAGGAAGGGCUGGGAAAGAUUCCUGUCUGAAAUCUUGGAGAGCUGCUGCUGGUCAGAGUACACAGUACUGACCUGGAUGCACCAAUGGCCUAACUCAGUAGACGGCAGCUUCCUGUGCUCCUGUACAGAGCAUGUUUCAUGGUGACUUAACAUCCCCACAGACAAUGGGGUGACCCAUGGUGUUUUCCUCAAGCACUGGUGGCAUCGUGCUUUAAAAGCCAUCAGAAAUGUUGCAAUCAAGCAAACAACUGUGACAGAGCAAUAACGGUUUUCACAAAGAAUUAAAAUCCACCGUAAACAUUAAAAACAGUUUUGACACCAUUUCAGCUAUUGUGGGAGAAGGAAUUGUCUGGAACGAUCUUCUGCUUUUGACUGUGGUGUCCCUAUGAAAGCUUUCCUUCAGCCUGAAGUGCUGGGUGAGCAGCCAUUUUCUGUCACAAGGACGCCAUUGUAGCCCGCAUUAAACUUUUCAGUGACAUUCUAUUACUCUUUGGAUUGCAAAAUACACUUCUUGAAGUCCUGCCUACAGAUUUAGUAUCCUUAAAAAUGAAGAAGAAUACCAAUUGAUUUCUGCAGCUCAUGUCACAGUGUUUGAACACUGGGAGGAAACAACAGGAGGAAGAUGCUUUUUUCUGUCACAUGACUUCCUGGAUGCAGCAACCAGAUCCCAAACCACACACAGUUAGCACUUCCUCCUCUCUUCUCUCCCACUGGGUGCUUGUUCGUAAGGAAUUCUUUGAAUCAAGGCAGAAGAUGGUGUAACAGUGAAAAUGCCCCACCAUGCUUCACAAGCUCUUCAUUUCCAGCUUUGGCACAAGACUGGAAGGAAUUUCCAGAAUUAGGAAGGCCAGAUGCCAAUAUGGCUUGAUUUUUGCUGACACCUAUCAAGAGGAGCCGUGGAAGCCAUACACAGUUCUGUCCCGAAUCACAUGCCACUGAUAUUGGGGGUGUGGUGGGGUCGUAUCCUGAAGAAUCCCGGCUGAUACAGUUGUUGGAAUUGCUGUGUUUGUGUUUUUGUGUGCCACUAUGUGUAUAAGAACAUAAGAACAGGCUUGCUGGAUCAGGCCCAAGGCCUAUCUAGUCCAGCAUCCUGUUUGACACAGUCAUCCACCAGAUGCCUCUGGGAAGCCCACAGGCAAGAGGCGAGGGCAUGCCCUCUCUCCUGCUGUUGCUCCCCUAAAACUGGCAUUUAGAGGCAUCUUGCCGCUGAGACUGGAGGUGGCCUCUAGCCCUCAGCCUAGUAGCCAUAGGUAGACCUGUCCUCCAGGAAUUUAUCUAAACCCUUGUUACAGCCAUCCAGGCUGUUGGCUAUAACGAUGUAUAAAUUGACAGAUGGGCUUGAAUGAAUACAUCCUAUGUGGCCUGUGUCUAUUACGUUUGCACUCCAGUGUCCAUGAAGUUUUCAUUAGAGUAUAUUUGGAAGUUCUCAAUUAUUUUGACCCCGCUCUGCCAUUAACUGAUGGAAAUCAGGAUUUUGAAGUGCAUCUGCCUAGCACACCACCCUAGAAACUGCACCAUUCACUUAUGAAAAGAGGGUGAUGUGUGUAUAAAUGUGUAUGUGCAUACAAUGAACAUACGGACAGCCCUGCUGGAUCAGGCCCAAGGCCUAUCCAGUCUAGCUUCCUGUACCCCACAGUGGUCCACCAGAUGCCUCUGGGAGCUCACAAGCAGAAGAUGAAGGCCUGCCCCCUCUCCUCCUGUGGUUCCCCUGCAACUGGGAUUCGGAGGCAUUCCACCUCUGGACCUGGAAGUAGCCAUUGAUAGACCACCUGACCUCCACAAAUUUGUCUAAACCCCAAUGGAAGAGUGCUGGACCGACAUCGGAGGUAGCAUAGAAGAGGACAGCAGCUAAAGUGAUGAGAAAAGAAUCCUCAAAGUAGCCUCAUUGAAAUUAAAUGGAAAAGUUGAGCAUUGCCUGACCUUUGCUUUUAAUUACAGUAGGAUUAUUUUGAGUAGUUUUCUGUGUGUCGGCCACUGAACUCUGUUGGUGGGUCCACGUAGACUUUUAAUUUAUUCCAGCCUCAACACACAGUCUGCUGGGAGAUCUUACAGGGCAUCCCAAUGACACGAGUGAAUUGAACAGGAGUGGAACAAGUAUCCUGUGUAUUCUGACUCCAUACUACUACAAAUAUUUAUAUACCACUCUUCAACCAAAGUUCUCAAAGCGGUUUACAUAGAAAAAUAAAUUACAUAAAUAAGAUGGUCCACUGUCCUCAAAGCACUUCUAAUCUAAAUCUUCAUAGCUUAAAUCUGUCUCUGUCUCCUUCCUUUAGUGACAUCCUACAUAUCAUGUUAAAUCUGCCUCUUCUCAUUAAUGUGAUGUCUGUUUAAUUUAAGAGAAAGUUUUGUCCAGAUCUGUGUACUGUAUUAAGUGUUUCCUGAUUUGUCGUUCGCUUUUUCUGAAUAAGUGUGAUUAGCAAUGUACCUUGCUAUUGAUUCUGCUUUCAAACUGGUGUUGCUGUCUGAUUCUGCCUAAGAAUGGAUCCCUCCCCCCAUAGAAAAAUUACAGCAAUUCCAUCAAGUGAUUUUGUCCCCAUGUCAAGCUGCUGUGGGAAGCCCUUGAGCAGCAAGAUUGGAUGUGCACACCGUAAUGAAGUGAAAUGUGUUCUGCUUGACCCCGGGUUUGUGUAUGACAUUUGUUAGCAAAUGCCAUCAGUGCAAUGGCAUUUGAGGCUCUUGGUAUUUUCUUCAAUAAAUGAUUUAAGAGUG
Molecule: messenger RNA, 6420 nt
Organism: Hemicordylus capensis (graceful crag lizard)
Lineage: Eukaryota; Metazoa; Chordata; Lepidosauria; Squamata; Cordylidae
Product: zinc finger protein 3-like
Exons: 8
Coding region: 329-2797 (822 amino acids)
Biological process (GO): regulation of transcription by RNA polymerase II
Cellular component (GO): nucleus
Molecular function (GO): RNA polymerase II cis-regulatory region sequence-specific DNA binding; DNA-binding transcription activator activity, RNA polymerase II-specific
Source: RefSeq, a predicted model, not a curated record